AUCCCUACCAGACACUUCACGGCUCGUUGUUAUUAUUAUUAAUUUUAUGGCGAUACCCCGUACUUAAUGAACACCGCACUCAAUUCCGGUGGCGGCAAGCGGCAGCUGCGCUUCCGUGGCGACGUUAACACCAGCAGCCGGGUGGAGGAACUGCAUCAUCAUCAUCACCACCACAACGAUGAGAUCAAGCAAAAGCAGCUCACCCAGGAUGACGUUGCAGCGACGCCGACGGCAGCGGCGACGGCGGCGCAGCAGCGACUUCAGAACGGAAACACAGAGACUUGCACCAACACCUUCUACGACUUCUUCAAGGUGGAAAUGACCCGUGGCUAUAUGCUGGAACAUGACGAGGAGCGAUAUUCGGCUCGUCGACAGAAGAUCUAUAGCUUCAUGCGCAUACCGCGCGACUUGGAGCGGUUCAUGGUCUACGGGAUCAUGCAGUGCGCCGACUCCUUCCUUUACAUACACACAUUUCUGCCCGUCCGAUUUCUGAUGGCCAUUUGGGCCUUGGUGUCCCGUACGGUGGCGAGGAUUUUCCGGCUUCGGAGCAGCGGUCAAAGGCUUCUGUAUCCGGCGGAAAUCUGCGAUCUGCUCAAGGGCGUCAUCUGGAUGACGGUGACGCUUAUCAUGCUACUGGUGGACACGAACCGGGUGUACCACAUCAUCAAAUCGCAGUCGAUCAUCAAGCUGUACAUCUUCUACAAUAUGCUGGAGGUUGGCGAUCGGUUGUUGUCGGCCUUUGGCCAGGACACUAUCGAUUCACUCUUCUGGACGGCCACCGAGCCGAAGCAUUCCAAGCGCGAACACUUUGGCGUCCUCACGCACGUCCUAUUCACUUUGAUCUAUGUGUUGCUACACAGCGGGCUGAUCAUGUUCCAAGCAACCUGCUUAAAUGUGGCAGUAAACUCAAACAACAAGGGCCUGUUGACCAUCAUGAUAUCGAACAACUUUGUGGAGCUCAAGGGAUCCGUGUUCAAGAAGUUCGACAAGAACAACCUGUUCCAGCUGACCUGCAGUGAUGUUCGGGAGCGCUUCCACCUGUCCGUGUUGCUGUUCAUCGUGGUAAUCCAGACUAUGAAGGAGUUUGAUUGGAGCAUCACCCAGUUCUGUGUGAUGCUGCCCGACUGUUUCGCAGUGCUCUUUACAGAGAUUCUCAUUGAUUGGGUGAAGCAUGCUUUUAUCACGAGAUUCAAUGAGCUGCCAGAGAACAUUUACCGGGAGUACACAACCAGUUUGGCCUACGACAUGACCCAGACGCGGCAGAAGCAUGCCUUUUCGGAUCACUCCGACUUAGUGGCUCGCCGCAUGGGUUUCAUACCGUUUCCCCUGGCGGUGGUCUUGAUUAAAGCCAUAUAUACGGCAGUGUCUUUCGAGAACCUGGCUGCCUGGCUGCUCUUCCUGCUGGCUUACUUAUUUGCCAUGGGCCUACGCAUUUGCCUGACCAUCUGUGCGCUGGGCAAGGCCUGCAAGCUGAUGAAGGAGCAUCAGACGGAGCGGAAUAGCUCCACGCCGAGUAGCAUGACCAAUGUGCCGCCAGUGGGCACCUCGGCGCCUGUCUCCUCCACCAUUUCGUUGGGCGGACAGAAUAACAAUAAUAAUAACAUCAGCAUUGGCAGCAAGCCAUCAGCCCAAGUGUCCACACUGCUGACCCCGCCCAGCGUCAGUGCCAAUCUCGACGUGAGCCAUAAUUUUUCGCGUGCCUCAAUCGCCUCCACGUCAACGCCAAAGAAGGCAAUUAGUGAGCAGGAGCUGGAUGUCACAAACUCGCUGGAACUCGGGGCCACGGCUCUCUUCUCUAACAGCGACGUCGAUUUGGAUGAUGUGUGCCUCAACGAGCAGGUGACUAACGUGACUAACGCAGCCUCCGCCGCCCAGGAGGUGUACCAGGAACAGGACCUGGUGCGCAGCCAGCCAGAUCUGAUGCUGCUCGAUAAUUCCGGCGGCAGUGAAGCAAGUCCCAAGAAGGUCUUGUCACAUCGGCUGCCGAAGCGAACGCACAAGCGAUCCGAGUCGGAACCCGGGAUACCCAGCCUGCUGGACAAGGGAGGUGCUUCCGGGCAUGCCGCGGGUGGCAAUCAAACGACACAACUAUAGCCAUAAAUCGAUGCUAAUUUAUUAUUUUAACCUUUGGUUUUUACCUUGUACGUAGUUGCGUUGCGUUUUUGAUAUUUCGUUUUUCGGUUCGUCUUGCUCCCUGUCACAUGAUUAGACUUACUUAAGUAUAAGCGAGAACGGAUUUAAAAUGUAUUUUAGUUGAUAGCUCAAGUUAGACGUUCUCUAGGAAACAACAAAAACCAAAACAGUGCCUGAAACUGCGGGUGUGUGUGCUCUUAAAACAAUUUCUGUAAGUUUAUUAAGUCUCUUUUGAGGGGUGUCACUACCACAUGGACUGUUACCGGAGCACUUGAAGAGUAAAAUAAAUAAAAUGUUUCCCAAAAAGCUUUAUUACUAUUAAAUUCCAUUUAAGAAUAAAGUGGGACUAGGCUACGAAGAUUUAAAUAAAAAUACAGCAAAAUUAUACAUUAGCUUAGUAAGUAAUACAUCUCUUAUUGAAUUUCCAAGCUACAGAUUGUUAACUGCUUUAAGGUAGUAUAUUGUGCUCUGAAGGGUAAGCUAUCUAGUUGUCAUAGAAUCAAAAUUCAUCAGAUUCGAUAUUGGUGAUAGCUCUAAUAAGCAACAGCAGCAGGACCUACAUGCUUCUUUUGCUCAUAGAGCCAUUAUGAUAAAGGUAACAGAAAACCUUAAAUUUCACUUACAAAAAAGACAAAAAAAAAAAAAAACACGAAGCAUUAGUCUUGACUUUGCAGCUUUUUUUCUGGAAACAGUCGAAUUUGUCCUUUAAUUUAGUUUUUUUUUUAAUAUUAAAAUGUAUGCCCUUUAGCUCAAUAAAGGCCGAAUUAUCAUUGUCCACAUAAACUUUAUAAACAUAUUUACUAAAUUAUGAUUUAAAAAGGC
Drosophila kikkawai is the source of this 2955-nucleotide messenger RNA. RefSeq names its product protein TAPT1 homolog. Gene Ontology annotation, cellular component: endoplasmic reticulum membrane; ciliary basal body. Lineage: Eukaryota; Metazoa; Arthropoda; Insecta; Diptera; Drosophilidae. The record is from RefSeq and is a predicted model, not a curated record. Gene Ontology annotation, biological process: positive regulation of cilium assembly.